Macrobrachium nipponense is the source of this 1581-nucleotide messenger RNA. RefSeq names its product homeobox protein 2-like. Bases 1 to 1542 code for a protein of 513 amino acids. NCBI's taxonomy places the organism in Eukaryota, Metazoa, Arthropoda, Malacostraca, Decapoda, Palaemonidae. Gene Ontology annotation, cellular component: extracellular matrix. The transcript is spliced from 3 exons. The record is from RefSeq and is a predicted model, not a curated record.
AUGACCUGCUCGAGACUGGAACGUUUGCCUAAUCGCUUCCGCCACCUGUCUGAGAAAUCCGACACUUUCCGACCGACAGGGAAGGUCAAGGAUCUGAAAUUAUUGCUGACUCUCCUGAUCGUGCUUGUGUGUGUGGGCGUGGCCUCCUGCCAGGAUGGGUCCUACAUCCUGGAUUCCAGAGGCGUCGACGCCCAGCAGGGGCUCCUUCCAGCACGACAGCUCUACGACAACUACGAGGCCUUCUCAGACGCCUUCAGGCGACGAUCUCAGGAGAUGGCCAGGGAGUACAGCUUGGACCAGACUGUCUACAACGACCCUAACCCCGAGUACACCUGGGCUUAUGCCGUCGACGCCAAAUCCACCGGGGACAUGAAGUCUGCCAGAGAGGAGCGUCGAGGGGACGUCGUUGUGGGUCAGUAUUCUGUCAUGGACCCUGAUGGCACUCUGCGCACAGUCGACUACUCGGUCGCUCCAGGCACUGGAUUCCAAGCCAAGGUCACCAAGGAAAGGGCUGACGGCGUUUCCAGCAGUCCAGUCACGACAUACAGCCAACAGAAUCAGUAUUCUCAGUACCAAAAGCAGCAGUACAACCAGAAUCAACAAUCCUACAGGAAUCAAAACCAGGAGUCUCGCUCCCUGAAUCAGAGGAACGACAGGAAUGAUUACCAAAAUCAGUUCCAGAACCAGCAAUACAGAUAUGAAAAUGGUGAACGUUUCCAGAACCAGCAGUCAAACAGGAAUUACUUCCAGGACCAACAGUCUAAUAGGGACAACUUCCAGAACCAACAAUACUACAGACAAAAUUCCCAGAAUCAAAACAGAAAUGAUCUCCAGUUCAAGAACAAUGAUAGAAAUGACUAUUCCAGUCAACGUUAUGGAUCCAACAGGAAUUACUUCAACAAUGAUCAGUACAAUUCCCAAAGAAGUUUGUAUUCCAGGGAUUCAAACAACUUCCAGUCCUUUGCUCAACGUUAUGGAAACACAAACAGACAGAAUUAUAACCAGUACAACACCAAUUACAAUAACAACCAGCAAUCUCAACUCCAGAGAAAUAACAACUACAACCAGUACAACAGAGACUCAUCACAAUACACCUCAGGUAGAUAUGGCAACAACUAUUACAACUCUCAGGAACAGAACAACAGGUACAACCUGAACAACCAGAACAGAAACUACCAAUACAACCGAAAUGAGAACGAAAAUCAAUAUUAUAGAACCCAGCAGAGGAACAACCAGAGACAACAGUACAAUAACAACAAUAAUAACAACAAUAACUGGAACAGAGAUUCAAACUACAGCAACAACCCUGACUACUACCAGAGGUCACAACAGUACCAACAAGGAAAUCAGUUCCAGAGGUCACAGUACAACAGAGAAGGUCAGUACCAGGGUUUCCGGUUCUCACAGAACCAGCAGAGAAGCCUGACCCAGCAGAACUCAAGACAGAACUCCCAGUUCUACUCUCGCCAGAACUUCCAGAAUCAGAACAGGUACAGCCAGAACUACGCUCCCAUCAGUGUGGUUCUUGCUAGAGGCAAAUGAAAAUUCAACUGAUUUCUAGAAGGACCAUUUUAUAGAUGA